GUAAAUUGUGCAUAUUGGAGUGUUUUGGAAUUUGGAGUGUGUAAACUAAUCUUGUGUUAAAAAAAAAAAAAUUAACAAUAACAAUAUUUAUUUAAACGAUAAUGUGAACUGUGAAAAAAAAAAAAAAACAUAAUUAAUGUUAUUUAUUAAAUAAUAAUUGACGUGACAAUGGCUCCAACAAUUCAAACAAACGGCAAUAACGAUGAUCGAGAUAAACGCACAAGACCGGUUGAAAAACGAUCGGAUCCUAUUUGUCGAGUUAAAUUUUGCAACACUCUGCCUGAUAUACCAUUUGAUGGAAAAUUUAUAUCUUAUCCAUUUGAACCAACGCGAUUUAUUAAAUAUAAUCCUACCUCACUUGAACGUAAUUAUAAAUAUGACGUAUUGACUGAACAUGAUUUGGGUGUUGAAAUUGAUUUAAUUAAUCGUGAUAUGUAUGGAGGUGAUUUAAAUGCACAAUUAGAUAUUGGUGAUGAAAAAUUACUUGAAGAAGAUGUAUUAACACCACAAGAUUCAAAACGUUCACGUCAUCAUGCAAGAAGUGUAUCAUGGUUACGUAGAACAGAAUAUAUAUCAACUGAACAAACAAGAUUUCAACCACAAACAAUGGAUAAAGUUGAAGCUAAAGUUGGUUAUAGUAUUAAAAAAAAUUUCAAAGAAGAAACAUUAUAUAUGGAUCGUGAUAGUCAAAUAAAAGCUAUUGAAAAAACAUUUGAAGAUAAUAAAAUACCAAUUGAAAAACAUUAUAGUAAACCAAAUGUUGUGCCAGUUGAAGUGCUUCCAAUAUAUCCUGAUUUUAAAUUAUGGAAAUAUCCAUGUGCACAAGUUAUAUUUGAUUCUGAUCCAGCACCAACUGGACGUUCAUUACCAGCACAAAUUGAAGAAAUGUCACAAGCCAUGAUUAGAGGUGUCAUGGAUGAAAGUGGUGAACAAUUUGUUGCAUAUUUCUUACCAAUGGAUGAAACAAUGGAAAAAAGACAACGUGAUUUUACUGCUGGUAUUGAGUAUGCUGAAGAAGAUGAAUAUGAUUAUAAAAUGGCUAGAGAAUAUAAUUGGAAUGUCAAAAGUAAAGCAUCAAAAGGUUAUGAAGAAAAUUAUUUUCUUGUUAUGCGUCCUGAUGGUGUAUAUUAUAAUGAAUUAGAAACACGUGUACGUCUUAGUAAACGUCGUCAAAAAGCUGGUCAACCACCUAAUAAUACUAGAUUAGUUGUACAUCAUCGACCACUAGAUGCUGAUGAAUUUAAACAACAAAGAUAUCGUGAAAAACAAUUAGAGCCACCAAAUGAAGAGGAAGAAGAAGAAGAAGAAGAUGAUGACGAUGAUGAUGAUGAAGAAGAAGAAGAAGCAGAAACAACUGAAAAUCAACAAGAUGGUAAAAAGACACCACAAGAAAAAGAAAAUAAUGGUUCUGAUAAUGAAGGCUCACAACGUUCAUCACGUGCAUCAUCACGAGCAUCCAGUGGAAAAUCUCGUUCACAAUCAAGAAGUGUUUCAAGAUCAAAAUCACGUUCACGAUCUGGUUCUAGAUCACAUUCUGGAUCACGUUCAAGAUCAGCAUCUCGUUCAAAAUCAGGAUCACGAUCAAGAUCAGGUUCAAGAUCAAGAUCAGGCUCACCAGCUGGUUCACAACAUUCUAAAUCACGUUCACCAUCAAGAUCACGUUCACGAUCAGUUUCUAGACCAAAAUCAAGAUCACGAUCAAAAUCAGCAGCAUCAUCACGUUCAAGAUCACCCAGUAAUAGUGGCAGUGGUAGUGGAUCUCAUUCAAGUGGUAGUGGCUCUGAUAGUGAAUAGAAUAAUAUUAUUAUUAACAAAUUUUCAUAAAAAACAAAAAAACAACAAAUUUCCUAAAUACACAUGUCUUAUCGUAUCAUUUUUUUUUUUAUGUAACAACGAAAAUUAUAAUUAUUUUAUGCUUUCUGAUCUAGUUUUUACGUGUUUUUUUUUUUUUUUUUCUUUUCAUUAAUUCAUUUUGUUAAAAAAUAUUUUAUUGCUCCAUAAAUUGAUUUAUAUUUCUAAUAGCUGAUUAAAUAAAAAAAAAAAAUCUAAAUUAACCUGCUAAAA
Molecule: messenger RNA, 2064 nt
Organism: Aphidius gifuensis
Lineage: Eukaryota; Metazoa; Arthropoda; Insecta; Hymenoptera; Braconidae
Gene: atms
Product: RNA polymerase II-associated factor 1 homolog
Exons: 5
Coding region: 169-1794 (541 amino acids)
Biological process (GO): transcription elongation by RNA polymerase II
Cellular component (GO): Cdc73/Paf1 complex
Molecular function (GO): RNA polymerase II complex binding; chromatin binding
Source: RefSeq, a predicted model, not a curated record